This is a messenger RNA of Mercenaria mercenaria, 4353 nucleotides long. RefSeq lists its product as uncharacterized. The record is from RefSeq and is a predicted model, not a curated record. Lineage: Eukaryota; Metazoa; Mollusca; Bivalvia; Venerida; Veneridae. The transcript is spliced from 3 exons. The coding region runs from base 23 to 1177 and encodes 384 amino acids.
ACGACCAGUUACCUAUCUCAAGAUGGCGGGAUUACCUGAAACGCCUGAGAAAAGGGCACGUUUAGAAACGGAAUUUGAUAGGUUUCAUGUUUGUAGCGAUAAACAACUAUUUCGCAACGCGUACAAGAAUAUGCUGUAUAAUCGAAAGUUUGCACUUGUUUCAGAUACAAUAACAUAUUGUGAUUCAAAUGCAGAAAACGGAAUCUUGUUUUCUAAAUCAUCUUGUCAUGCAUCACGAGUGGUGAACAAACUUUAUGCCUUUGAAAGCCUCUUUAAGGAGGGAGAAAAAAUUUUGAACGAAGUAACCGAUACGGAUGGCUACAUCCCUCAAGAUGAACAGACUAAAACUCUGCUACUGCCAUUGUUGACAUUUCUUUUAGAUAAAGAGUCCCAAGAAACUCUAAGAAGUCUUUGUGCUAAAGUGGAAAAUGAAACAGAGUUAAUGAUAACUCUUGGGACUCAUCUGUUCUCAAAACUUGCAGUUUCAAAGGAUUUCACAAUGGAUAAGUAUGCAGCCAACAAAGCUUGCCUGUGCAUUUGUGGAAAGUGUGAGAGAAAGCAAGUCUAUACAUUUGAUGACACAUCAGUUGGUCACAGAAAAGUAUGGCAUGGAAAUGUGGACAUAAUACUAGAAAGCUGUGACAUUGGUGUGCAUUGUACCCCAGUAGAAGAGAGAAGUCCAGGUGCUGAAGUGAAAUUCUGUGACAUGAAUUCAUUUAUGGUCAGAGAUCAAAUACUGGCUCAGACAAUUACUUUUUCCUUUUUGCAACAACAAAGACAUCCAGCCAUGAAGCAUUUUUUGAUUCCUAGCAUUUUAGCAUCUUGCAAAGGUGUUCAAUUUUUUUUUUAUGAUUCGAGGAAUGAUAUUUUACUUGAAAGUAGACCUUUUGAAUUUUUUUAUCCCGAUUCUGAGGAAAAACUACUAAACUACCAAGCUGUUAUUGCUAUCUGGUUGGUAUUAAACUAUAAAUAUCUGUGUUCAGGACCUACCAAAAGUAUUCUUGAUGCUCCAAAAGCAAACUUCCCAAGGUUUGCUGGAGAUGCCCUAGAGAUCUACAAAUCACAAUUAAGAUUUCGAAAUGUGUCUGAAACUGGAGAAGAGGAAGAAUUACCAGAUGUUCUAUGGUCUAAAAUUACGAACGGAUUGUACGAUGACGUACCUCUAGAAAAGGACUGAUAUUCCCACCAGUUGAUAAAUUACAGGUCAUAGCCAGUUUAAAAUAACAUUUAAUAUUGACACCUUUAAAUAUUUUUGACCUCCUUCGUUCCACUGAAAACAGUGGCAGAAACAGUAACCAUUAGAUAGGUUGAGUCUUGAGGAUUGUUAGAUCUCCGGUCCCAUGUUCACAAAGGAUCAAUUUUCAGGAACAGGAUCAAGCUCAAAUAUGUUUUCAUUUAGAUUUCCGAAAAAUGUUAGGUAAAGCUAAAUUAUUUCAUGAUGUGUGAUAGAUAUCAAUAUUUCCUUAAAUUUUAAAGUCUGUAAAAUAUAAUUGAUACUCAUUUAGAAAAAUAGUGUGAUUUAUAGAUUUAAUCCAGCUUAAGAUAUUUGAUCCUGAUAAUAUCUAGAUCAUUUUUAGGCUCAAGUACAUAUAUUCACUUUUCCAAAAGAAAAGUAAUGUUUUGAAUGGGUCCAACAUGUAAACUAGAAGAUGUUUAGGUUUUCUGUACAUGCUUAUGAGCAGUAUCGCAUAAAGUUCUCCAAUACUUCUGGAAAAUGGCAAAUAAAUUUGAGGAUCAAAUUUGAUCUGGAUCAGUUGAUCCUCUGUGAACACGGGGCCAGUGUUGUGUGAAAGUAACAUCCUUAACAGUUCCUUGGUAUAUCCCUUUAAGUGUUGUUCAAAGAAAUACUUGUCAUCUUUAAAAAGUAAUUAUUUGACUGUUUCAAACAAUUUUUUUAUGAAUAACCCUGUAUCAAAGUUGUUCAUAUUAUGCUGGCAUGGCAAAAAGCAUAACACUGAGGUCUGGUGUCAUGUCUUCUUUUCCUUGUAUGUAUAUAGUAAAAUUUUCUCUUAAAGUGCUAGCCCACUUCGAAAAUAAUUUUACAAAAUGUUCAUUAUGUGACCUAAAGUUAGAUUGUUCAAAUUAUUUUAAUCAGAGGUGAACAUGGCCACUAGGUACUUGGUUAGUUUUCUGAUAUAUGGAACUCAUUUAAAAUCUUGUUUUUUGAAAGUUUAAGUCCAAUUAGACACAAACAAUAUAUAUGUUUCUUUGUUUCUUCUGUGACUCUAACAAGUUGAUCUUAAUAUUCAGGGUUCGAUACUAACUUUUUCCCCAGGGAUCCCCACAAAACCCCCAAUCUUUUGUUUCAUGGUGCCCACCUCAAGAUUAGGGAGUCCUCCAAAGAAAUGGUCAAUAAUAAAGACAUUUUCAAUAUUUAUAACACACAGUUAAAAUUAUAUUAAGUCAAGGGGUGCAGGUUAAAAUGUACCCAAACCAAAAUGUACCCACACGGUAGUCAAAAUGUACCCACAUGGUAGUCAAAAUGUACCCACCUGACUAAGUCAAAAUGUACCCAAACCAAAAUGUACCAACACGGUAGUCAAAAUGUACCCACCUGACUAAGUCAAAAUGUACCCAAACCAAAAUGUACCCACCUGACUAAGUCAAAAUGUACCCACUUACUUUGGCAUUUAGUAUUAAAAUAUCAUAUGUACCCCAAAGAUUCUGCUAGAUAUUAUUUGUUAUAUUUGAAAUAUACAUAUAUGUAAAAUAUAAAUAUAAAUAUUUGUCUAAAAACCACUCCUGUCAAUACACAGAACACAGAAGAUGAAGUGUUCUAACACCUGAAGAAGACAUUUUUAAGGUCGAAGUAAAUAUUGAGUAGGAUGGUAAAGAGAUGGUUCAUUUUGACUUCUAUGAAAUAUUAUGGGUACAUUUUGACUUCUAUGAAAAGUUUUGGGUUCAUUUGGACUUCUGUGAAAAAUUAUGGGUACAUUUUGACUUCUAGUAGUGGGUACAUUUUGACUUUUUGUGGGUACAUUUUGACUUUAUAUUAGUUCAACUCGUGACAGAUGAGCUUUUGUGAUCACUCUUCGUCCGUCCGUCCGUAUACAAUUGCUUGUGAACACACUAGAGUUCACAAUUUUGGCCUCAUCAUUAUGAAACUUGGUCACAAUGACCGCAGGGGUGCGGAAUUCCUAUGCCCGACCAAAGAUCUACACAAAUGCACCACUUUAAAAAUAAUUUUGUAUGAAAAUAUGGUAAGUAAUAAGCAGACGGACGUGAAAUUAUGGCUAAUCAAAGAUGGGCAUCAGUAGUCAUGUUAGAAGGCUUGUCGAGAAAAAAAUGACAAAAAAUAGAGUACACAUUAAAAAUUUGAUAUUUAACAUGUCGUAAUGGAAACCUUUAACUUCAACUUAUAAUGCCACAAUUGAUACGGAGGUCACUUAUGACUGGUAAAUGUUCCAUAAUUAUAGAUUUGAGGUCAGUACGUCAAACGUCCAGUGCAUGCACAAUUACCAAAAUUUAAUACUUUCUGUUCCUUGUUUUAAGGGGGGCAUUUCCUGUUCUAAGAGCUCCUGGUUUUUAGCUCGAUUAUUCGAAGAAUAGGGGAGCUAUCCUAUUUGCCCCGGCGUGAGCGUUAGCGUCACACAAAUGUUAAAGUUUGCGUACCACCCCAAAUAUUUUCAAAGUCCAUUGAGAUAUUGCUUUCAUAUUUUGCAUACUUGUUUACCAUCAUAACCCCAGUCUGUAAAAAGGAGGAGGCAACUCUGUCAAGCAUUUUGACUGAAUUAUGGCCCUUUUUCGACUUAGAAUAUGCUUAUUUAAUGUUAAAGUUUGCGUACCACCCCAAAUAUUUUCAAAGUCCAUUGAGUCUUGCUUUCAUAUUUUGCAUACUUGUUUACCAUCAUGACCCCAGUCUGUAAAAUGGAGGAGGCAACUCUAUCAAGCAUUUUGAACGAAUUAUGGCCCCUUUGCUACUUAGAAUAUGCUUAUUGUAAUGUUAAAGUUUUACUCAUAGCUUAUAUUAUACUAUCAAGCACUGAGAAUAGUCAAGCUCACUGUCAACUGACAGCUCUUGUUGUCUCUAUAAUCUGUAAACUUAGAUGUGUGCAAGAUAAAUAAUAUAUAUGAUAAAGAAUUGUUAAAUUUCAGAACUUUUAAGAACAUAUAAAUGAUAAAAAUUUCUAAUGUACAUUACACUUAAGAUAUUGUUAAAUUUCAGAACUAUAAUUAGGAGCAUAAAAAUGAUAAAUGUAUGGUAAGAUUAGUUCUAAAAUGAUAAAGCAUGCAAUCAUCUGACAAGCAUCUGACUAACUUUAAAUGUAAAACGGUUACAUACACAUGUAUUUUUGUACAUUUCACUUUGAUUUCACUUUGAUCGCAAUUUGUCAUUAAAUGAUCAGUAAUUUU